Messenger RNA from Cladophialophora immunda, 1921 nucleotides. RefSeq lists its product as uncharacterized. NCBI's taxonomy places the organism in Eukaryota, Fungi, Ascomycota, Eurotiomycetes, Chaetothyriales, Herpotrichiellaceae. The coding region runs from base 355 to 744 and encodes 129 amino acids. Gene Ontology annotation, molecular function: DNA-binding transcription factor activity. The transcript is spliced from 2 exons. Gene Ontology annotation, biological process: regulation of DNA-templated transcription. The record is from RefSeq and is a predicted model, not a curated record.
GCACGCACCCCCCGGUUGAACUUUUGCGUCCUGAGCAGCCCUUGUGCCUCCGAUCCCCUGCUGCCACCCACUAUCCUCCAUUCAGGCAAAGCGGUAAUUUUUGUUAUAUAUCAAGGGACCUGCGUUUUGGGGCGUCCCAUGCAGCCCAGCGUCCUGGCCAUACAUAUGAUGGACUAGCUUCCCUCAUCACAACGAAACUAUUAAGACUGUGAACACACCCUCACCUUUCAUCCAGAUCUUCCUUCUCUCCUGCCCAAUAUCAAUCUCAGCGAGACCUGAUCUCAGUCACUUUUUGCUUCAUCCAACAUCUAUCCGUCCUUCCUUGCCCAGACCCAAUACACCCCAUCUCCCACCAUGCAUCGGAAUCAAAGCUACGGCUACACCUCCGCCAUGAUCGGUCAGUCCAGAUAUGCGUCCACCCACGCCAGCAGCUCUGCCUUCAGCGCAUCUGCGAACCCGAAUGAGGACUGGACCAAGAUCUCGGACCUGGCUGAGAGACGACGCAUCCAAAACCGGAUUGCUCAGCGAAACUAUCGUAAGAAGCUCAAGCGAAGACUCGAAGAUCUAGAGCGCCGUGCUGGGUCGUCUUCUGCCUCGCCAGAACAACAGCAUUCGGAACUAGCUACCACUCCCGCCAAAGAGACUUCCCAGAAACAAACUCAAUCCAUGGCCCGCCAGCCUUCGAGAUCAAGUGUGUCACACGAGGUGCCCAGAGCAUCGCCAGAGAUUUUUACCUUUGGAUGACCACUCCUCACUCUUUGACGCUCCGGCUGGACGCCGUCUUUCAAUCCAUUCUCAGCCGGCAUUUACCUUUUCGUCAUACCCGCCGACCACAGCAUAUCUCCACUAUGAGCACCAACAACACCCCGCGUAUGACAACACGACCAGCCACUACUCGAGCUACCGAUAUCCCGUAGAGGUGACAUCGUCGAGUCUGCCGCCGACGUUACCUGCCAUGGUGUCCUCAGCAUACGGAAAGCAGGACCACCUGUUUGGAGAUGACGACAUGUUAAGUCCAUUCAGCAUGAACUAUGCCUCGCUGGCCGGUCUGCAAAUGCCCUCGGACUAAGCAUAUUCAGGGGCCAAUUCUCAUGUAAAUCCCACCGCUUUCCUCUCCCAUUCAUAUUCCAGCCCACCCCGAUUGAGUAGCAAAAAGAAACCCUCUCUCUGGCGGCUCAGUGCCCAACACCGGCUUCCAAGUUACCAAAUUGCCCCGCUCAAAUGCUGACUUCCUCUGGCUAGACACCACCGUUGACUGAUCCAUACUCGAUGGAUUCGGCCCACAACUCACCCAACUACUUUGAUGUCCCGCUCACGCCCGUGUCGAGGACGGCGAGCCCCAACAUUCACUUGUUCGACAUCAGCUGCAAUUGAGGGCCUUUCGCUUUUCUGGUUUGGUUUGGCAAGCAACUUCCGCUCAUUGCCGUCAUUACGGGCACCCUAACAACGGCGCCAAAUAAUUGGCACGACGGCUUCUACGACGGGCUGCUAUUUGCUUUUGCUUUCGAAAAGGCGUACGGGUCAUGGGAGGAGAGCGACCAUUUGCAUUUUGCUACGGAUUGUGUUAUGAUUCACCUGGCUCAACGCCCAAUUUACCGAAAAAUGGUUUUUAGACUCGUACGGAAGCCCUUCGAUGGGCAGGAAAGGAUGGGGAGGCGGUUUGGGGGAUGGGGAGGGCAAGGGAGGAUGUGACACCAUGGAAGCUGUCCAAAGCCAGCUCUUGGGAACCGGGGGGAGGGGUGUUCUGGAUACCACAUUGUAGUCCUCCACGGCAGAGGUACAAGGGCAAACAGCGGUGGACUGGUGUGUGUGUUGGAGCAGCAUCAGUCCCCGAUACCGACAGGGGCUCAGCAGCCCGCUCGGGAAUUCCAAUGAGAUUUAGUUGUGAAAUGUAUCGGUGACCAUCACACACAUGUCGGCC